Molecule: messenger RNA, 714 nt
Organism: Plenodomus lingam JN3
Lineage: Eukaryota; Fungi; Ascomycota; Dothideomycetes; Pleosporales; Leptosphaeriaceae
Biological process (GO): negative regulation of transcription by RNA polymerase II; chromatin organization
Cellular component (GO): pericentric heterochromatin; nucleus
Molecular function (GO): chromatin binding
Source: RefSeq, a predicted model, not a curated record
AUGCCGCCCGCCCUGAGCGAUCAGGAAGACUCUUCCGGCGAAGACGAGGUGCCACCGCAGCCCAAGGCGACCAAGGGCAAGGGCAAAGAGAAGUCGGUAGACGACCAUGUUGACGAAGGCCCGGGUCAGAAUGAGGACAAGGAUAGCGGCAGUGAAGAGGCCGAAGACGAGUACAUCGUAGAGAAGAUUAUGGGUCACAAGUUUGUCAAAGGCCAACUUGUAUUCCAUGUCAAAUGGCAAGGCUACGACGACCCCAACGACCAGACCUGGGAGCCAGAAGAUAACAUGACUGGUGCCGUGGACGUGAUGAAAGAAUACUUUGAAGAGAUUGGCGGCCGACCGGAACCCAAGGGCGGACAAAAGCGGAAGGGUCGAGCAUCGGUGGCCAAAUCAGACUCGGGCACCCCCGCAACAGUCGCCAAAAGGCCAAAGCAGGAGAAGCAAUGGAGUCCCCCACCAGGCUCAUGGGAACACGAUGUCAGCCAUGUGGAUACGGUCGAGGAGCAGCGCGAUCCCAAGACAGGAGAUCUCACAAGAUACGCCUACCUUGUGUGGAACAACCAGAAGAAAACCCAACACCCGCUCAAACACGUCUAUCAAAAGUGCCCGCAAAAGAUGCUGGCCUACUACGAGAGCCACCUCGUCUUCACGCACCCUGAGAAUGAUAUAAGUGGUGAUGAAGGCAGCAACCUCACCAUGGACGAUGCUUACUAA